GCCUUCACGGCCAAAAUAACUGUCAUUUAUCUUCAUCUUCUUCUUGUACGGAAACAAACUUUGUAUAUACCAAGCACUACACUAUCUAGGGUGAAUCACACGCCGUCUAAGCCUCAGCAAAGCUACGAUAUCCUGCCCACAUUGACGACGACCCUUCUGCGCCACAACCAUACGUCUCCUGCCCCCCGCAGCAUAUACGGCACACGCAGCAGCUCAUUAACCCACCUCUCGGUCUCGCCGUGACGACAGCUCCACAUCAGCUACAAGUACAGAUAGAUACCUUGCACUCGGUUCCUACAGAGCAAUCGACCUACGGACCUACAAAAGCAAUCACUCCCCGCAGCACCUGCCUGCUCCUACAUCAGUCAAAUCACCAAAGAUCUACGCACACGUCUCUGAGAUACCCAAAGUUCGCACUGCAUCGUUACUGUUUGCCUUCUGUCAUUGAUACCCCUCAACACCCGUCUCAACCCAACCAACCAGCCGAUCUCACCGGUAUAACAUCUUGUCGAUAGACCGAUUCGCCAUAAUGUCAGGCACAAACCCCGAGAAGCCUCCCAUCCAGCCGGAGCAACAGCUCUACCCCCAUCCCACCGGCGACAACACCUAUCAGCAGCAACAUCAACAGCAGCAGCAACCGCCCCAGUACACCUCCGGCGCGACGCAAUACAACCCCGACCAGAAGAGCGAGCUUCCCGGCGGACACGGCGCCCAAACUCAGCAAUUUCCCCCUCCGCCCCCUGGCCCGCCUCCUGCGAACCAGCCGCAGUUCACCCACGCUCCUCAACCGCAACAGCAAUACAACCAGACACCGCAGCAGUCGCAACAGCAGUACCAGGCUCCUCCCCAGGGCCAACAUGUCCCCGGCCAGCACACCGAAGGCGUCCUCCCCGGCGCGAAUCCCAGCGACUACGGCGCUGGCCGCCACUACUCCCAGUUCGACGGCCCUCAGGGCAACACAGCACCGGGUCACGUUCAAGGAGGUCCCUACGUAGACCCGGCCGCCGCCCAUGCCGCCUACAUCGCACCCACCGGAGCCGCGCUUGACCCCUCUGCCCAGCACAAGGAGAAGAAGGGAUGGGGCGAGCGCCUCUCCCAGAUCGGCAUGAAGGCCGCCGUCCCCAUCAACGCUCUGGCCAACAAGAUGGGCUCGCAGAGCUUCUUGCCCACCACCAUGGACAAGGAGUGCGAGAAGGCCGCCAAGAUCGUGAGGAGCUUCUGCAAGGAGGGCAUCACGUCCGAGGUGCCCGCUCAGGCGCAGGCUUCGGAGCAUCUUGAGCCCGGCAAGCACGCCGACGGCCAUGGCUCGCGCCCUACGACGCCGGGCAAGGAAAAGGUCCGUAAAGAGCACAAGGCCAUCGUUAAGAUCCCCUCAAAGGUCAUCAACAAGGCGGUCGGCUUGGCCGUCUUUACCACCGCCCGGGUUGGCUUUAACUUCUCCGGCGCCACCGGCUCCGGCGUCCUCAUCGCCCGUCUCCCCGACGGGUCCUGGAGCCCGCCAUCCGGCAUCCAAGUCCAUGCCCUAGGCGCCGGCUUCAUGAUCGGCAUCGACAUCUACGACUGCGUUUGCGUCAUUAACAGCCGCGAAGCCCUCGCCGCCUUCAUGAGCACCCGCGUCUCCCUAGGACCCGACGUUGCUGUUGUCGCUGGCCCCUACGGCGCCGGCGGCGUCUUGGACGUUGGUGCCUCGUUUGGUGGCAAGAACCCCGAGGACAAGAAGACGGCCGAGCAGGCAGACGCCGGCAGGCCGGUCGAUGACGGCAAGUUGAGGCCGGAUGAGAAGAACAAGCGCAGAAGCAGCAGCUCCUCCAUCAAGCCCGUCUUCUCCUACGUCAAGUCCCGCGGCUUCUACGCGGGCAUCCAGGUUGACGGUACCGUUGUUACGGAGAGGAAAGACGCCAACGCUGCCUUUUACGGCCAGAAGGUCACGGUCGACCAGAUCGUCCGGGGCCAGGUCCCUCCUCAAGGCCCUGGCGGCUUGUGGCCCACGGGUGCGCAAGCCCUAUACGAGGCCCUCCGCAUCGCCGAGCAGCAGAAGCCUCUCCCCGAGGUCCACCUUCCUCAAGCGAUCCCCGGCCAGGUUCCUCCCCAAGGCUCUAUCCCUCAGCAGCAGCAACAGUACGGCGGUCAACAGGCCCAGUACGGCACUCAGCAGCCCCAGCAGUCUCAGUAUGGUCAGCAGCAGUCCCAGCACGGCCAGCCCCAGUACGGCCAGCCCCAGUACGGCCAGCCUCAGUAUACAAACUCGGAGGGCGGUCCUCUUGGAUCGCACCCGCCCGGCCAGGGCCCCACUGCUUCCGGAGCGCUGAACCGCGAGGAACAGCUCCCGGGCUACGUCGACGAUGGUGUGGCGCGCCCCGGCGUUGGCGACCACAAGGGCCACUACCAGUAAACGAACAAGCAUGACGUUGCUUUGACCUCUUGGUUGCAUAGGAAUUUUACUCUGGGCUGAAGGUUAUAUAUAUAUCCCCGGGGGGCGUGGCGUGGCGUUGUGGCAUUGCUUUGUGGCAUUUUGCCAAUAGCUGAGAUAGCCCAAAUGGAAUUCCCAUCAAAAAACAUAA
Molecule: messenger RNA, 2561 nt
Organism: Colletotrichum destructivum
Lineage: Eukaryota; Fungi; Ascomycota; Sordariomycetes; Glomerellales; Glomerellaceae
Product: Putative ysc84 actin-binding domain-containing protein
Exons: 2
Coding region: 530-2392 (620 amino acids)
Biological process (GO): regulation of ruffle assembly
Cellular component (GO): ruffle membrane
Molecular function (GO): phosphatidylinositol binding
Source: RefSeq, a predicted model, not a curated record